Benincasa hispida (wax gourd) is the source of this 2424-nucleotide messenger RNA. Lineage: Eukaryota; Viridiplantae; Streptophyta; Magnoliopsida; Cucurbitales; Cucurbitaceae. The record is from RefSeq and is a predicted model, not a curated record.
AGUCAAAUUCAUUCAUAUUCAGUCAUUCAUCAGAGCGACGAUGAAGACAAUGGAAUGUCAUCCUCUGCUGAGAGGAACAAGGAGUGGCAAGUUCAGCCAUGGCUUCUCUGCGGCGGAGAUUGAGACCUUAGCCACCAUCUGCGACACAAUACUUCCUCCUCUGCCGUUCGAUUCAUCAAACAACAACGGCAGCGUCGACGCCGCCGCCGUGAAGGCGUUUUAUGCGGCUUCCGGUUCGCAAUCUACGAUUCCAGACGAGGUUGCAGAGACGGUGAGAAAGAGAGGAUUGAUCGAAACAGUGAUAAUAGUGAGAUUAGUGCUGUGGAUUCUGGCUACGAGAUUAGGAACGUUGUUGCUUUGUGGAUCGCUUUGUUUGUGCGAGAAAUGGCCUUUUGUGAGAAAAUUCUCGGAGAUGCCAUUGGAGAACAGAGAAGAAGCUUUGAGGAGAUGGUUUAAAAAUAAGGUUUUCACUCCCAUUAGAGCUGCUCUUGCUUCCCUCAGAGUUCUUUCUCUCUAUAUCUUCUUUUCUCGGGUUGAUGUAAAUGGCGACAACCCAAGUUGGGAAGCCAUAAACUACCGGCCGGACAUUGAUGAGAAUCCGUCCAAAUCCUCCGAUGAGAGGCCUCUCCAGACCGGAAUCAUACAACCCAACAACGAAACCGAGUCAUCCUUUCAAAAAUUCCUCUUACAGAAGGGUAUCAAAGUCACCGGAGACGAUGGCCACACCCUUUACAUCGAAUGUGAUGUGGUGGUUGUUGGGUCCGGUUGCGGCGGCGGCGUUGCGGCAGCGAUUCUCGCAAGUUCCGGCCAGAAAGUAGUGGUUCUCGAAAAAGGGAACUAUUUCACUGCGUCUGAUUAUUCAUCUCUUGAAGGCCCUUCCCUCGAUCAACUGUACGAAGCCGGUGGGGUUUUCAUAAGUAAUGAUGGCAAAAUGUUGAUUCUGGCCGGUUCGACCGUCGGCGGUGGCUCCGCUGUUAAUUGGUCGGCGAGCAUCAGAACCCCAAAUCACGUUGUGCAGGAAUGGGCUGAGAACCACAAGAUACCAUUCUUUGGGACCUCUGAAUAUCAAGUUGCCAUGGAUGUUGUGUGCAAGAGAAUUGGGGUGUCAGAAGAUUGUGAAGAAGAGGGGUUUCAGAAUCAAGUUCUUCGAAAAGGGUGUGAAAAUUUGGGGCUUAAAGUUGAAAAAGUACCAAGAAAUUCACCAACAGGUCAUUACUGUGGAUCCUGUGGUUAUGGUUGUAGAAGAGGAGAGAAACAAGGGACUGAUUCUACUUGGCUAGUUGAUGCUGUGAAUCAUGGGGCAGUGAUCAUUACAAAUUGCAAAGCUGAGAGAUUCAUAUUGGAAAGGAACAGAAAUGGAAGUGUAAAAAAGAGCAAGUGCUUGGGAGUCAUUACAAAUGUUUGGAGCGACAACUUUACCAAGAAACUGCAGAUCAAAGCCAAAGCUACUAUCUCUGCUUGUGGGGCUCUUUUGACACCACCAUUGAUGAUAUCAAGUGGGCUGAGGAACAAACACAUUGGCAGAAAUCUUCAUCUCCACCCUGUUUUAAUGACUUGGGGAUACUUUCCAGAGUCAAAUUCAGAGUUCAAGGGAAAAUCCUAUGAGGGUGGAAUAAUCACAUCAGUUCACAAGGUUGUCUCUGAAGAAUCCAAAUCAAAUCCCAAAACCAUCAUAGAGACUCCUUUAUUAGGCCCAGGAUCAUGCGCUGUGUUGACUCCUUGGAUAUCCGGACUUGACGCUAAGCAAAGAAUGCUCAAGUAUUCGAGAACUGCCCAUUUGAUUACGAUAGUCCGUGAUUCGGGAUUGGGAGCAGUAAGAUCAGAGGGAAGGGUGAGCUAUAACUUGAGUAAAGAAGACAGAGAAAACCUCAAGAAGGGGUUGAGACAGUCAUUGAGAAUUUUGGUAGCUGCAGGAGCUACUGAAGUUGGUACACAUAGGAGUGAUGGACAGAAACUUGAAUGUAAAGGGAUUGGGAAGGAGGAAUUGGAAGAGUUUUUGGCUACGGUAUCUGCCGAGGGAGACCUACUAUCAAUGACUGAGAAUUGGAAUAUCUAUACCUCAGCUCAUCAAAUGGGGAGCUGUAAAAUGGGAGUUUCUGAAAAAGAAGGUGCGGUCGAUGAAAAUGGAGAGAGCUGGGAAGCUGAAGGGCUCUUUGUUUGUGAUGCUAGUGUUCUUCCAACUGCAGUUGGUGUCAAUCCCAUGAUUACUAUCCAAUCCACUGCUUACUGUAUCUCAAAUAGAAUAGCAACAUUGUUAAUGAAGUAGGUUCCUAAGAUGUUUAUUGUUCGCUUGUUCAUAGUCUUUGUAUUCUUACACAAGAGUGUCGAUGCAUUUGCAAGUUGAUUAGAGGUUGAGAUCAUGCAAUUAAUUAUGUCUUUGUCCAUUGUUAAUGAAACAGGUUCCUAUUGUUUGCUUGUUCAGUC